GGCUUCUGGUUUUUCUUCUAAAAUUAUAAAAGAUUAAGCAAUUGUCAAUAGUCACACACAACUGACAACACACGGUGGAGGAGAUGGAGAAGAAGGAGAGGCAUUUUGUACUGGUUCAUGGAGCCUGUCAUGGAGCAUGGAGUUGGUACAAAGUGGCAACCCUACUGAAAUCGGCUGGUCAUAAAGUAACAGCCUUGGACUUAGCUGCGAGCGGGAUUCACCCAAAGCAAGCACAUGAGCUCAGAUCACUAUCAGAUUACCUUGAACCUUUGAUGGAAUUCAUGGCAUCUCUUCCAGCAGAUGAAAGAGUUAUCCUUGUGGGCCACAGCUUUGGUGGAGCCUGUAUCUCUGUUGCCAUUGAAAAGUUCCCUGAGAAAGUUUCUGUUGCAGUAUAUGCUACAGCCCAUAUGUUUGGUCCUGACCUCAAUUUCUAUGCAGUAUAUGAUGAGAUCUUUCGGAAGUCGGAUUUGCCCAUGGACUCACAAUUCACAUUCGAUCAAGGGCCCAACAACCCACCAACCACAAUGCUAUUUGGGUCCAAUUUGAUGGCAUCCAAGUUAUACCAGCUCUCCCCACCUGAGGAUUUGGCGCUUGCUAUGUCAUUGGUGAGACCUUCUCGUCUUUAUGGUCAUGAUGCAUUGUUGUUAAAAGAACCAGAACUAACCAAGGAAAAAUGUGGGUCUGUUCGUAAAGUUUAUAUUGUGUGUGACCAAGACAAUUCUAUAAAGGAGGAUUUACAAAGGUGGAUGAUUGAGAGAAAUCCAACAGAUGAAGUGAAGGUGAUAACUGGUUCUGAUCACAUGGUUAUGUUUUCUAAACCAAAGGAGCUGUGCUUAUGUCUCGAAGAGAUUGUGAAGAAAUAUUCUUAA
Quercus lobata is the source of this 869-nucleotide messenger RNA. Its product is annotated as salicylic acid-binding protein 2-like. The record is from RefSeq and is a predicted model, not a curated record. Gene Ontology annotation, biological process: jasmonic acid metabolic process; salicylic acid metabolic process. Gene Ontology annotation, molecular function: methyl jasmonate esterase activity; methyl indole-3-acetate esterase activity; methyl salicylate esterase activity. The coding region runs from base 84 to 869 and encodes 261 amino acids. Lineage: Eukaryota; Viridiplantae; Streptophyta; Magnoliopsida; Fagales; Fagaceae. The transcript has 3 exons.